CAUGCAGCAGCCUUGUCUACGGCACUUGAUUCCACGACACCACCCUUUCCACAUGGGCCACGAGCCUCGCUAGAGGUGUCUAUCUCUUGGUCAUCUUGAGAUGAUAGAAUGUAUACCUGCGUUGAGAGACGGGGAGCCUUCUUGGAAGGCUCUGUAACUGGAAAUGGCGGACGUUGGGGGGGAGAAAUCGGUUCGGCCGGUGCAUAUAACGCCUUGGCUGGCUCAUCUUCGAGGGGCGUCUGCGAAGGAGGAUCAGCUCGACUUCCAGAUGUCUGAGACUGGUGCUCGGGGGAGCUGAAUCCUCCAUCAUCAUCAGCAAAGCUAUCUGCUAACUCCCUUGCCUGCUGGGAUGAGCUAGGGAACAUGUCUUCUGCGUUGUUGAGGAGGAAAGCCUGGGUGCUUGCAGACAAUACGCAGGCUUCAGAGGGAUGCGUAGGCAUAAGGCCUGACACAGUAGCUGGAGACUCUUCGGCAGGAUCUUGGGCCUCUGCGUUCGUCAAAGGCAUGGGGACAACGUCUGCAGCGAGCUGGUCCUCCAGAAG
Cryphonectria parasitica EP155 is the source of this 542-nucleotide messenger RNA. RefSeq lists its product as uncharacterized. Lineage: Eukaryota; Fungi; Ascomycota; Sordariomycetes; Diaporthales; Cryphonectriaceae. The record is from RefSeq and is a predicted model, not a curated record. The transcript has a single exon. The annotation marks the transcript as partial.